AUGCCCAACUUCGCGCUCUUCGUUACUGCGACCAACGCUUCGCCCAAGACACUCAAUGCAGCUCUCCGGAUAAUGCGCGACAGCGACGAGGCUUUCUUCGCUGAAACCAACUUUGUUGUGCUUAUCACAGGUCCUUCCGACGAAGUAAGAGACGAGCACAUCAACGCUCUCCCCGCAACGGCCAUACCACUCCCCGUCGAGAACGGCCUGCAUGCAGAUUCCAAUGCUUGGGCGGGACAGAGCUUGGUAGCCGUCAACGCCUUCAUGCGCGCCAACGACCACGCUCCUGGCGACAAGUAUCUUGUGUCUGACGAGCACGCCGACGGCUAUUACCCGUACAACCGCUGGGAAGACCGCGGGAUUGAUCCCGGGCUCUGGCUUGUCCUCGACAACAAAGGGCUUGAAAGCGCUACAUGCCUGGUUUGCUGCCGUGUCUAUCGCGAGGGGGAGGAGGGAGACGGCUCGGGCAGCGGGCUCGGGGAAGGUAUGACAAAUGAGUUCGAGGCAGCACAGAUGCACUGGGGUGAUGUCUUCGGGAUGCUUCUCCAGCUUAGUGUCGGAAACCUGGGUUUUGAGGACUUUGUUCUUAACAGAAGUGAAGAGCAGCAAGGCGAAGAGCAAAAUGUCUGGCAGGGCCGCCCAGAUAAUGUUCUUUCACCAGAAGAGCGGGACAACAUCCUGCGCGACUGGAAGGAGGCUGGCUAUGUUGACUGA
Mycena indigotica is the source of this 714-nucleotide messenger RNA. RefSeq lists its product as uncharacterized. Lineage: Eukaryota; Fungi; Basidiomycota; Agaricomycetes; Agaricales; Mycenaceae. Bases 1 to 714 code for a protein of 237 amino acids. The record is from RefSeq and is a predicted model, not a curated record. The transcript is spliced from 2 exons.